Engraulis encrasicolus (European anchovy) is the source of this 2824-nucleotide messenger RNA. RefSeq names its product cadherin 18, type 2a (gene cdh18a). Gene Ontology annotation, biological process: homophilic cell-cell adhesion; adherens junction organization; calcium-dependent cell-cell adhesion. The coding region runs from base 1 to 2523 and encodes 840 amino acids. The transcript is spliced from 11 exons. Gene Ontology annotation, molecular function: calcium ion binding; cadherin binding. NCBI's taxonomy places the organism in Eukaryota, Metazoa, Chordata, Actinopteri, Clupeiformes, Engraulidae. Gene Ontology annotation, cellular component: adherens junction; plasma membrane; catenin complex. The record is from RefSeq and is a predicted model, not a curated record.
AUGCGAUUAUCCAGCUUGCUGUCCUGCUGCCUCUGCUGUCUGCCGCCACUGCUGCUGCUGCUGCUGCUGCUGUGCCUUUGUGUGGCCCCGGCCGCCACCGCUGGCACGCCCUCGCCAGCCAGCCCCGCCAGAACGGCCUCCAGCCGUCAACACAACCAGAGCCAGAACCAGCACCAGAAUCACAGCCAGACCAGCCAAAGCCAGAACCAAACGAAAGCAGGGGCAGCAGCUGCAGCGGUGGACCAGGACAAAGAUGCACAUCACCGGCCAAAGAGAGGGUGGAUUUGGAAUCAGUUCUACGUUCUGGAGGAGCACAUUGGCCCAGAGGCACAGCAUGUGGGAAAGCUCCAUUCUAAUUCAGACAAAGGCGAUGGGUCAGUGCGCUACCUGCUCUCAGGGGAAGGUGCUGGCACCAUAUUCAUCAUCAACGAGGUCACCGGUGACAUCCACGCCACCAAGAGCCUGGACAGGGAGAAGAAGAGCCACUAUGUCCUCCAUGCGCAGGCUAUCGACCGCCACACUAACAGAGCCCUAGAGCCCGAGUCGGAAUUCAUCAUCAAGGUCCAGGAUGUUAACGAUAAUGCACCAAAGUUCCCCGAUGGCCCUUUCACUGCAUCUGUGCCAGAGAUGGCAGACAUUGGAACAUCAGUGUUUCAGAUCACUGCCAGUGAUGCAGAUGACCCCACCUAUGGAAACAGUGCCAGGAUUGUGUACAGUAUUUUGCAAGGACAUCCUUACUUCUCUGUUGACCCCAAAACUGGUAUCAUCAGGACUGCCUUGGCGAACAUGGACAGGGAAGCACGGGAGUUCUACACUGUCAUCAUCCAAGCCAAAGACAUGGCCGGCCAGGUGGGCGGUCUCUCUGGGUCAGCUACCAUCAACGUCACACUGACGGAUGUCAAUGACAAUCCUCCCCGCUUCCCAGAGAGGAUCUACCCGCUCUAUGUUCCUGAAUCAGCGCAGGUCGGGAAAGCGGUGGGCAAAAUCAAAGCCAAUGACGACGAUCUUGGUGUCAACGCCGAGAUGACUUACCGCAUAACUAAUUCUGAAGGAGCUGCCUUUUUCGAUAUCGCCAGUGACGGUGACAAGAGGGAAGGUGUUAUUUUGCUGAAAAAGCAACUGGACUAUGAGAAGAAGAAAGCCUACACCUUGAACAUCGAGGGGGUCAAUAGUCACCUGGACCCCCGUUUUUUUCACCUGGGCCCAUUCAAAGACACCGCUGACCUCCAGAUCAUCAUCGGAGACGUGGACGAGCCGCCACUGUUCACCUUGGACUAUUACAUCCUGGAUGUGUACGAGAACGCUCCUGCUGGGACGGAGGUGGGCACGGUCUCUGCACAGGACCCAGACAGCACCCGGAGUGCCGUGAGGUAUUCCAUUGAUCAGACCAACCAGGGUGAUGCUGGUUUCAGUAUUGAUGCUCACAGUGGAGUCAUAACGACUAACCACAUGCUUGACAGAGAAGAAGCUGCAUGGCAUAACAUCACUGUGAUGGCUUCUGAGACGGAUAAUCCCAGCCUUGUCAGUUACGUUCCAGUCACAGUGCAGAUCUUGGAUGUGAAUGAUAAUUCGCCGUACAUCGACACAGAAAACGACAUCAUUGUGUGCGAGACCUCCAGACUGGGCUCGGUGAUUCAAAUAAUCAAGGCCACUGACAGAGACAACUUUGCGAAUGGACACUUUUCCUUCUCUCUAUCAAGUGAUUCAGCAGCAAACCCCAACUUCACCCUGAAGGACAAUGAAGACAACAGUGCCAGCAUUUUGUCGCAGAGGCGAGGCUUCAGUCAGGCGGAACAGGAGCUGUACCAGCUGGCCGUGGAGGUGAAGGACGGCGGCGAGCCCGUACUGAGCAGCACCAGCACCCUGACCCUGCGCGUGUGCCCCUGCCAGAGGGGAGGCCGGCUCAGGGCCUGCCGUGCCCAGGCCUUCCUGUCCUCCGCGGGGCUCAGCACCGGGGCUCUCAUCGCCAUCCUCCUCUGCAUCGUCAUCCUGCUGGCCAUUGUAGUGCUCUUUGUCACCCUGCGGAACAAGAAGAAGAAGAAGGAGCCACUAAUCAUCUCGGAGGAGGACGUGCGGGAGAACGUGGUGACAUACGACGACGAGGGCGGCGGAGAGGAGGACACGGAGGCCUUCGACAUCGUGGCGCUGCGGAACCCGGCGGCGGCAGAGGAGCUGCGACUGCGGAGGGACGCGCUGGCGCAGGUGUGGGAGGUGGCGGCCGCCGCAGGGGGGGCCGUGGGGGUCAUGUGCACCUCCUCGUCUCCCGUUCUCGACAACGAGGACAUCCACAGAGUCAUCAAGGAGCGGGUGGUGGCGGCGGACCGGGACACGAGGGGCCCGCCGUACGACUCCCUGCAGACGUACGCUUACGAGGGCCGGGGGUCCCCCACGGGCUCCAUCAGCUCCCUGGACCUUCCCGGACCUCCAUCUGAGCUGGACCCAGGCGACCUGGAGGACUGGGGGCCUGGGGUUCACACUCUGGCCCGGCUUUUUACGGAGCAGGAGCACAUGCACAGCCCCUGACCUGACCCCACAAGACUGCGUUUCAUAAGACGAUGGGAUAAAAAAGCCCAAGCCCUUCUUACUGUCCGGCUUAUUUACGGAUGAGUGGACACAUUGGGAGACAGCUUUUUUUUUUUGUAACUGUCAAAACUUGUUCACUUUUUUGAUGUAGCAUUGACUGUUCUUUUUCACUGGGUUCUACAAGUGGAAGGAAACAAGAUGUCUUUUUUGGAUUAAAAAGCACAAAAUUAUGUAAAAAAGAAUUCAAAGACUGAAAGAGGACGCUAUUUUCCCUGGUGUAUAUUUUAUAUUACUGAAUAAA